AUGGAAGGCUUCGUGUGCACGCGGCCCCUCCGCUACCCCGUGUUGAAUGUGCGCAUGGCCGGAGCUGACAGUUCGCUCCAAACCCAGCAGCCAGCACAGUGCAUCACGGGCACUCCGUGCACGAUCAUUGCCAGAGACGUGCUCCUGGCCCAUGCCUACGAUGAGCCUGUGGGGAAGCCGUCACCGUCGGUGGAAUCGCCUCCAUUGUCUGGACUUCCUCAGUGUGUCAAAGUUGUGGAAGUUGGUCCUCGGGAUGGGCUGCAGAAUGAGAAGAUUAUAGUUCCUACAGAUAUAAAAAUCGAAUUCAUCAAUCAGCUUUCCCAGAGUGGCUUGCCUGCGAUAGAAGUGACCAGCUUUGUGUCCUCAAGAUGGGUGCCACAGAUGGCCGACCACACCGAGGUCAUGAAAGGCAUUCGUCGGCUCCCCGGCGUGCGCUACCCCGUGCUUACCCCGAAUCUCCAGGGUUUUCACCGGGCUGUUGCUGCCGGGGCCACAGAGGUCUCCGUGUUUGGUGCUGCUUCGGAGACUUUUAGCCAGAAGAACAUCAACUGCUCCAUUGAGGAAAGCCUGGGGAGGUUUGAGGAGGUGGUGAGGGCAGCACAGAGGCUGAGCAUCCCUGUGCGAGGGUAUGUGUCUUGUGCCCUGGGCUGUCCUUACGAAGGAAGCGUCCUGCCACAGAAAGUGACCGAAGUAUCGAAGAGGCUGUACGCCAUGGGCUGCUACCAGAUCUCUCUGGGAGACACGACAGGGGUGGGGACCCCGGGGAGCAUGCGGCGGAUGCUGGAGAGCAUCGAGAAGGAGAUCCCGCCCGGGGCGCUCGCCGUCCACUGCCACGACACCUAUGGACAGGCGCUGGCCAACAUCCUCACCGCCCUGCAGAUGGGCGUGAGCGUGGUGGACGCGGCCGUGUCCGGGCUGGGCGGCUGUCCCUACGCGCCGGGGGCCUCCAGCAACGUGGCCACCGAGGACCUGCUCUACAUGCUGGAGGGCCUGGGGCUGCACACGGGAGUGGAUCUGCACAAGGUGAUGCAAGCUGGGGACUUCAUCUGUAAAGCUCUGAACAAAACCACAAACUCCAAAGUGGCGCGCGCCGCCUUCCAGCCCUGACCAGAGCGGGUC
This is a messenger RNA of Dipodomys ordii (Ord's kangaroo rat), 1119 nucleotides long. It is a transcript of the gene Hmgcll1, whose product is annotated as 3-hydroxymethyl-3-methylglutaryl-CoA lyase-like 1. Gene Ontology annotation, biological process: ketone body biosynthetic process; L-leucine catabolic process. The transcript is spliced from 10 exons. The record is from RefSeq and is a predicted model, not a curated record. The coding region runs from base 1 to 1107 and encodes 368 amino acids. Gene Ontology annotation, cellular component: cytosol; endoplasmic reticulum. NCBI's taxonomy places the organism in Eukaryota, Metazoa, Chordata, Mammalia, Rodentia, Heteromyidae. Gene Ontology annotation, molecular function: hydroxymethylglutaryl-CoA lyase activity.